This is a messenger RNA of Gadus morhua (Atlantic cod), 1917 nucleotides long. RefSeq names its product peroxisomal succinyl-coenzyme A thioesterase. NCBI's taxonomy places the organism in Eukaryota, Metazoa, Chordata, Actinopteri, Gadiformes, Gadidae. The coding region runs from base 278 to 1570 and encodes 430 amino acids. The transcript has 10 exons. Gene Ontology annotation, molecular function: fatty acyl-CoA hydrolase activity. The record is from RefSeq and is a predicted model, not a curated record. Gene Ontology annotation, biological process: acyl-CoA metabolic process; fatty acid metabolic process.
UGCGCGAACUGUAUCUACGCUGGAAAUCACACCGUGACCUCAGUGGUCAAACGAAAGACACUUAUUGAUCACUUAGCCACAAUCUUACGUGUAGUUGAAGCACUUCUACUUCUAAACAUCUUGUCCUCUUUUUUUUUUAUCGCAAUCGACUGAGCCAAUAAAUGCCUUAAAACGUUUGUAUAGGCGUCAGGAAGUAAUCCCCAGCUGCAAGACCUUCGCAACUUCCCAGUGGACUAGUUUUCUCCACUUCCGAAGUUACCUCUUGAGAAAUAACUUCAUGGCACGAACUAUUGCUAUGUUGUCUGUUCAUCCCUCACGGGGACUCGUGGACGAAAAGUUCCGAGUGGAGGUGGAGAAUCUCCCCCCUGCAUGCCCAGUGACUCUGCACUGUCUCCACCGCUCCGAGGACCAGGACCACUGGGAAGCCUUCGGGCAUUACUGCAGCGACCACAGCGGGACGGUGAAAGUUUCUGAAGAUGAAAGUUUCGGGGGAACUUACAGCGGAAGGGAACAUAUGGGACUGCUGUGGAGUAUGCGACCCGUUCCAGGCAGUAGAAGGGGUCUUAGGUUGAGAAAGACGCGAGUUGACUUCCCCAUGACGCUGCUCAUAUCGGUGUACAGAGGUCACCUGACCGCGGGCUUCAGAGAGCUGCCUCCCGUGGCCUCGGUGGUAGCGGAGAGGUGGUACAUGGCGCCCGGCGUCAAACGCAUCGCAGUCGAGGAGCGAGGGGUCACUGGCACUUUCUUCAUUCCUCCGGGCCCCGGGCCCUUCCCCGGUGUGCUGGACAUGUGGGGUGGGGGAGGCGGACUGGUGGAGUACCGUUCAGCCCUGCUCGCGUCCCACGGUUUUGCGUCCAUGGCCCUCAAAUACAUCGACCCUGGGGACACUCCCACGGAUAUGGCGAUGGGCUACUUUGAGACAGCAUUUCAGAUCAUCCAAGAUCACCCGCAGGUUACCAGCGACCGGGUGGGCAUUCUUGGCCUUUCCUUUGGCACUUCAGUUGCCCUGACUCUGGCCGCUUACUCCCAGAUCAGCAGACCUCGUUGCUGUGUUGGUAUCAGCGGCAGUCACGCCUACCCAAUAAACAGACCUGUGGCUGAAUUAUUCGGGGAGAUGGGCAUGAAUGAAAAGAAAAUGAAGAGGGAUGAGGAAGAUAACGUGAUAAUGCGAAACCUGAUUCUACCCAUCGCCACCGACCCGGCCAAGAAAGUUGACGUGGGAAGAAUUGAGUGUCCGCUGCUGCUUGUCAACGGAGACGACGAUCAGAACUGGGCCACUACAGAGUCUGCAGAAGAUAUAGCCAACAUGAUGUCUGUUGCUGGCAACAAACACCUGCUGACCACCCUGACGUACCCCAAAGCGGGUCAUCUUAUCGAGCCCCCCUUCACGCCACACAUCAGGGCCAGCAACUUCAUCGUUCAACAUAGCAAAGAGAAAGUGAUAAUGCUGUGGGGAGGAGAGCCCAAAGCUCAUGCAGUUGCGCAAGAAGAUUCUUGGAAGAGGAUCUUAAACUUCUUGAAGGAGCAUCUGUGCAUCGAACCCACCCUGGCUCCCCAGGCAAAACUAUGAAUGUGUCACACACACACACACACACACACACACACACACACACACACACACACACACACACACACACACACACACACACACACACACACACACACGUGACCUUUUGUGGCCAACAUAGGAAACAUUGGCUAACGCACACAUGCACACACACGGUAAUAUAAAUCAUUCCUAAGGAUCAAUUGAUCGGAAUACAAAAGUCAAUAUAUAUUUAAUAUCAAACUUGAGACAACUUUUCAGGCAGUAAACCAAUGUUACUCAGCAGUUGCCACAAAUCAUCAACAUCUUGCACCCAAACGAAAUCAAACUGGAUUUUUAUUUUAGAUUGUAAUAAAAAAUAUUAAAAACAC